This is a messenger RNA of Priapulus caudatus, 3575 nucleotides long. RefSeq names its product dyslexia-associated protein KIAA0319-like protein. The coding region runs from base 161 to 1933 and encodes 590 amino acids. Lineage: Eukaryota; Metazoa; Priapulida; Priapulimorpha; Priapulimorphida; Priapulidae. The transcript is spliced from 14 exons. The record is from RefSeq and is a predicted model, not a curated record. Gene Ontology annotation, cellular component: plasma membrane; cytoplasmic vesicle.
CAACAAGCCACCGGUGGCCGUCAUCACGCCCAAGAAACAGACGGUGAAGCUACCGACGAGUGAAACCAUACUGGACGGAUCCCAAAGCACGGACGAUGACGCCGUCGUAGCUUACCACUGGGAGGAGCUGUCGGCGCCGAUCAACCAGCAGGUGGCGCUCAUGAAGGACGAUCAGGCGACGCUGCACCUGAAGAGUCUUGCGCCGGGAUUCUACCAGUUCAAGCUGACGGUGACAGACUCGGACGAUGCGACCAACUCCACCAUCGCUAAUGUCACCGUCAUAAAGGAGACGGACUACCCUCCGACGGCAAACGCCGGCCCAGACAAGAUCGUGAAGCUACCGAGCGGCGAGAUCACGCUGUGGGGCAACGCGAGCACGGACGAUCACGGCAUCGCCAGCUACGAGUGGUCGAAGACGUCCACGACGGGAGCCGUCGACAUGCAGGGUUCGCACAAGGCGUUUCUGCAUCUGACUAACCUCGAGCUUGGUGACUACACAUUCCGACUGAAGGUGACCGACACUCUGGGCCAGUCAUCCGAAGCAGACGUGCAUGUGUUCGUGCAGCCUGAGGCUCAGGGUGGGCCGCGGGCCGACGCCGGGGUCGACAAGGAGAUAUCAGCUCCCAACGAUACUGUGAUGUUAGACGGUAGCAACAGCGAAGGUGUGACGACGUACGAGUGGACACAGUUGAAAGGUCCGGCGGGGGCGGUCAUCGUGAGUCCGGCCGAGGCACAGACGAAGGUGACGAAGCUCGCGAUAGCAGAGUACGAGUUUCAGCUGACCGUCAAGGACAGUCAGGAGAAGAGCGACUCGGCCUCCGUCCACGUCAAGGUCAAGCAAGUGGAGAAUCGUCCCCCGACUGCGGACGCUGGCCGCCCGCAGGCAAUGCGUCUGCCGGACAACCUGCUGCUGCUGAACGGCAGCAAGUCGUCGGACGACCUGGGCAUCAUCAGCUAUGAAUGGACGAAGCAGGACACGAGCCCUGCUGCCGGGGAAUUUCUCGGCAGAACGCAGCUGGAGAAGAUCGCCAUGGUUACGGGCUUCGUCCCCGGCCACUACGUCUUUCAGUUGAAGGUGACGGAUGGCCAGGGGGCGUCGGCGACGGCGGUGACCACGGUCGAAGUUCAUCCGAGCAGCCACCAGGUGGAGCUAGUGCAGAUGGAGAUCGAUGCCGAUCCAAUGACCUACACCGUAGCACAGAAGAACGAGCUGAUCAGCCAGCUGCAGCUGUUGUUGCGCACGCAGCAGGAUGACGUCAUUGUUAACAUCGAUGGUCUUGAGCGGCAGCAGAACUCAGGAAGGAUGAUAGUGCUGUUCUACGUGACGCGGCCGGUGGCGGCAGCGGUGGCGGACGGCAAGAACAAGCACCAGCCUGAGCGUGAGAUGCUCCCUGGUCCCGAGGUCGCUGCGCAGCUGCUGAAGCGACUGAAGGCGGACGCCAGCGUGCUCGGCACCCCCGUAUACUCCGUCGACACUCUCGUGUGCCAGAACAACUGCUCGCACCACGGCCACUGUGAGCAGGUGACAAAGCUGUGCAAGUGUGACCCGUUCUGGUUGCAAAACUUCUUCAAGGCGUACCUGUUUAACGAGGAGAGUAACUGUGACUGGAGCAUCCUCUACUUCAUCAUUGUUGUUUUCAUCCUGAUCGUCACGUCAUCGUGUGUUGUGUGGGCGUGUAUCUGGUGCGUCAGACGACUGAGAGGCAAGAAGUACACCAAGAAGCAGCAUCACAAAUACAAACUACUGAGUGACGAGGAAUUUAGUGCUCCUGACAUGAGAAAAGUACCAAAGACCAAGCUGGUUCCGCGGAAGCAGCAGCCGGCGCUCUUUACGGAUUCCGACUCGGACGAGGAAACGCUGUACGAGAACGCGAAGAACGGAAUCCGCAUCCACAACGUGAACGGCUUCAGUCGCCGACAGAAGAAGAUAUAGCGAUGCCUGAUGACGCGGCGCCCCCUGCCGGCCGACGUGGCGCCCUCUGUUGACUGAAGUGGCGCCGCUUGCCAAUUGACGUGACAGCGCCUGUGAUUCGUCGUCGUGGCGCCCCCUGCCGGCCGACGCGGUGGCGCCCGUGGUUCGUCGUCAUGGCUACGCGAGGAGUCGACCGACCAGCGUGCGGAGUGCAUACGGGUUCUUCUGUACUUGUGCUGCUACUGUCGCGAGACACGAAUCAGUCGUGAAUUCAAGGAUUUCUGGCGACGCCUUCACCAGAGUGUCAUGGCAUGCCAGGAUUCAGUGCCUGACUCCCGGCUGGUGGCGUCAGCGGCAGCAGUUACUCGUCCCUGAUGCGUCAUGGCGUCCGACAUUAUGGUUUAUCGAGGUGGUCGCGUCAUUGUAAAUACAAAUGUGAUACUUCCUGUUGUUUGUCCGGUCGUAAUUAUUUAGAGGGACGAAGCAGUGAGGAGGUUUUCGUUGGUACAAUUGGCUUUGCACUAUUCAGAUUAUAACUGUGAUAUAGUUCCGCACGGAGUUACACGCGCGCACUGUGGAGAGUAGCACGGAAUCUUCCGUCAAUGUUCUAUUCAUUUUUUUUCGUUUACAGUAUGUGUUUAUGCAAUAUAGCAAGGUGUGUGUGUGUGUGUGUGUGUGUGUGUUGGGUUUGUGUGGAGAAUUACGAUGUGUGUGGCAAUAGACUUAUAUCACGUGCGGCCUCGAUGAGAAUUGUAGUAGUUAUCUAUCGCACUGUUCCCUCUCAGUACGAAAUAUGGUCGGUAAUGUGUAUGCGCGUGGAAGUGAUGAGACGAAUCAAAGUGACUCGGCUGUAAUGUGUGUUUGCCUUACUAUGUCUGUGUUCAUGCAUGGUCCUGCCCAGCAUUGUUCAUGGAGCAGUGCAUGUUGUUAUGUUCGCGGGCUGCAGUUGUGUGCUUGCAUCAAUAUAUCUUUUGUUAUGCAGUGGUGCUACACCUCGGCAUCUUUCCUGCCGCACCUUCCUUAGGCCGACGCGGCUCAUCUUUCUCCGACCAACCCCCUGCUGUCCUGCCCUGCCCCUCUCUCACCACACCUUGCGGACAAAAAAUCGCUAUCCCGAGAAAGAUAGUGCACUAUGUACUGUACUUUGCUCUACUAUAACAUUACGUACAUCCUGUAUACGUAUGUGCUAAUGGCAGCCGUACAGAUCACCAGGUGGUGCUGCGUGCAUGGCUGACUGGCUGGCUGACUGGCUGGCUUGAGAGACCGUACGAGGUCAUAGGUCACCUACGUUUCUAACUGUCCAAUGCAUUUCUACGGUUUAGCCGUUGUCUAGAUUGUUACGCCGGCAUUCCUAAGCAGUCUUUACAACGCAUCUUCAGUGUGUUACGAAUUUCAGGUUAUCAGCUUCGAAUAUCGGCACUAAUAUAAGGGAAGGUUAGAGCGUGCAGAAAGGGUGCUUAUUGACGGUAGACGUAUGCAUGCGGUUAUAUAGUGAAUAGUUUUGCGAGGUUAAAUUAAAACUAUGUUUAUGUUAUGAUGAAAUAUGAAGCGGUAAGAUGCUAUAGCUCGUGUAGUAAUGCCACAGUGAGAGGGGAUGUGUAUGCGAGGUGAGGGAGGCAUAUUAAACAUUUGUUUGUAAUAUAAUCGGAAGUUUACGAUGGCA